Macrobrachium nipponense is the source of this 5700-nucleotide messenger RNA. RefSeq names its product potassium voltage-gated channel subfamily KQT member 1-like. The record is from RefSeq and is a predicted model, not a curated record. Gene Ontology annotation, biological process: potassium ion transmembrane transport. NCBI's taxonomy places the organism in Eukaryota, Metazoa, Arthropoda, Malacostraca, Decapoda, Palaemonidae. Gene Ontology annotation, molecular function: voltage-gated potassium channel activity. Gene Ontology annotation, cellular component: membrane; voltage-gated potassium channel complex.
ACCCCCGGAAUCUACAAUGGGCGACACCCCUUCCGGAAAUCUUGACCUUGGCAAUGACUCCCCAGGCGAGGUCACAGAAACGGCCAUGGACAGUUCGGUGUUCGAAGAAGAAUGCGACGCGGGCGCGGAAGGUUACGACCUCGGGGGAGGAGAGAGAAGCCGCAUCCGGAAGCAAGGUGCCAGUGACAUCGACGACGAAGGAGAGAGUUCAGGGAAGUCGGGGAUGACGUAUGUCUUCCCACCCAAAAACCCGCCGGAUCUCCCUUCUCGAAGAUACCGAAAUCCUCCUUUGAAGGACGCAGGUUCCUUAGCGAUCACCGUUUCUUCCGGGUCACAAGAAUCAAACGCACCGCCUCCAUACUCUACUCUCAAUACCCUGAGGGAAUCCGGCGUCAUACUUAGUGUCGAUGACCCAAAGCCAAGCUCGCCUGGAGUUACCUUCUCUGAUACUCCCUCUAUCCAUCCAGAGAGCACCAGAAAUGGAAGAGCAGAGAAACGUCUUAGUAUAUUUACGCUGAGAGGUCUGGUGGCAUCUGUCAUGGAUGCCCGUACCAUCUGGGAGACCCGUUACGUCCUGAAGGAGCGUAAGACCGUCAAGACGACCUUCCAAGGGCGCGUCUAUAACUUCCUUGAGAGGCCGACGGGAUGGAAGUGCUUCCUAUACCACUUCUCAGUGUUUAUGGCUGUGUUGAUCUGCCUGAUCUUCAGCGUUCUGUCCACCAUUUCACAGUACGAAGAAUUCGCCAAUGAAACCCUUUUUUGGAUGGAAAUUUGUUUGGUGGUUUUCUUUGGCGUGGAAUAUGCAGUGAGACUAUGGGCUGCAGGUUGCAGGUCGAAGUAUAUGGGACUGUUCGGCCGAAUACGUUUUAUACGAAAACCUAUUUGUAUAAUAGAUUUGAUAGUAGUGGUAGCGUCCAUUGUUGUGCUCUGUGUCGGUUCGAAUGGGCAGGUGUUCGCAACGUCUGCCAUCCGAGGGAUUCGUUUCCUUCAGAUACUUCGGAUGCUCCACGUAGACAGACAAGGAGGAACCUGGAGGCUCUUAGGAUCCGUCGUAUUCAUUCACAGACAGGAGCUGAUCACGACACUGUACAUAGGGUUCCUGGGCCUCAUCUUUUCGUCCUAUUUCGUGUAUCUGGCAGAAAAGAAGGACGACGAAAACCCCGACAGCGCAGAACAAGAUGACGAUCGGGGAGAUUUUAACAGUUACGCCGAUGCCCUCUGGUGGGGUGUGAUUACAGUGACCACCAUUGGAUAUGGCGACACCGUACCUCGAACGUGGAUGGGAAAGAUCGUAGCUUCUUGUUUUAGCGUAUUUGCCAUCUCUUUCUUUGCACUGCCAGCGGGUAUCCUGGGAUCUGGCUUCGCUUUAAAGGUUCAACAGAAGCAAAGACAAAAACACUUUAAUAGACAAAUCCCAGCUGCGGCAAUGCUCAUACAGUGUUUGUGGCGUUGCUAUGCGGCCGAUAAACAUUUCAACUCGACGGCGACAUGGAAAAUUCAUUUAAAAGAUCCGUCGCCCAAUAACCACUCACAGUCCACACCACUAAGCAAGGAGAGUUCUCUCAAUACACCACUAAGCAAGAUGGCAAAGAGAGCCAGUGUUCUGAGAAGGCGCAAGUCAAAGAGUAAGAUGGACGUAUCAACUGCGCCAGAGAAUUCCGGUAGGAGAGACAGCGACGGGGACAUGGUCUUCUAUGUAGAAGAACCUCGAGCAGAGGAGGUGGCGCGAAGGUGGUCGUCCAUGGCUCGCUUGAGGGGCAUGUUGGGCUGUGUGUCGCCCGGCACGGAGACCGCAGGAGCGCCGCCCCCAGCCCUCUUGGGCAACCCAGGACGAGGCAGGGGGCUGGCCAGGUCACGCAGCUACGAAUGUACAGCUGGCACCCCCAAUCGAAUUCGGAGAGAUGGUGGGUCGAGAGGAUCGGCACUGCACAGCCAGGCAUCUUCAGUUACGGAAAUGGCGUCCGACGAGAUAGACAUUGAUAUAGAUGAGCCCCAGGGCUUCACCUCGCUGACGGAGGCCCACCGGAACGCUAUCAGAGCCAUAAGGAAAAUCAAGUACUUCGUUGCAAGAAGGAAGUUCCAGCAGGCUAGAAAACCAUACGAUGUAAGAGACGUUAUUGAACAAUACAGCCAGGGACAUCUCAACAUGAUGGUCAGGAUAAAGGAACUGCAACGAAGGCUGGAUCAGACACUCGGUAAGCCUGGAAGUUACCUUGCAGGUAUCGACAAGUCAGGAAAUGUCAAGCCUAUGACCAUAGGAGCUCGAUUAUACAGAGUUGAGCAACAGCUGCUUUUGCUCGACAAGAAGUUGGACCAGAUGCUCUUCAUAUGCAAUGCAUUAGCGCAGAAGACGCAGCUUCCCGAGAUAAGAAACUCCGAUGACCAUGUAUAGCGAAGCCUACGUGGACAUAUCAAUAUUUGUUGGUUUGUUUGAUUACUAGUCUGUUUUUCUAGUCUUGUACUUGAUUCAUGUGUGAUUCUUAAUUCAUAUGUGACCUUGAUCAUUCAGAGAGGGUCCUAUAGAGUAUGUAACUCAUAACUCAUAUGACGUACACUCGUUUUGCUGACUGAAUUCGAGAUCAUCUGGUUUCGUUUGAGAUUAACAGCUGAUCACCUCCUGGCUACCUUAUCUGUCUACGAAAGAUCUAAAAGAAAUUUCAAACCAGAAGAAAUAAAAAAAGAAAGAAAGAAAAAAGCCAAGACUCGAAUUCCAGCUCUUUUAACUUGACGCAUGAUAUACGGUUGGCUACCCUGAUCAUUUUGCCUGUUUCAUAAAAGGAGAGUAUGCUUUUUCGUCAAAAAGACCGUUAUUUGUAAAUCUAAAUCUUUCGAUGAUAAUGAUACAAAAAUUGUAGAGACUUUCCAUAAAACUAAUUCAAAAUUAAAAGCAAUCUGAGCAUCCGAUCCAGACAGCCUUUUCAAACUGGUAUGACCCCCAAGAUCUAUAGUGCAGUCUUCUUAAGAUCAUGUCUGUAACAGAGCGCCGAUUGGUGUAUUACUGAAUAUUCUGCUAUCUGUCCAAAAGUGCAACAGUGGAAUUAGGCUUUGUGAAUAAUUACACGAGUCUCUGUACGGUGAUUUAAAAACUUAUAAGGAAAAAUUACAUAAUGGCAAUCACUGUUUUAGCAUAAAUGAAAAUCCCAUCAAUUUGUCUCCGUAUAUUACAAGACAUUAGCAACCUCAAAUAUGAACAGACGACGAAAUAAAGGGAGAGUAGAUUCCGUGAAGACAGACCUAAAUGAAGGUGAAAUGGUCAAAAAGGUCCUCAAAAUUAUCUCCUAAAUUGCACGAUGACAGAAGUCCUUAUCAGCGUAUAGUUGCUGAUUCAUGUGUCCUUCCCGAAAACUUCAUGUGGAACGGGAAAUUGGUCUAGUUUGAUUUUCCUAAGGCUGUGAAAAAUAAUCCAAUUUCAAAUUGUGUCUUGUACGACAACAGAAAACAUUUAUGCUGCAAAGCAAACAAUUAUUUCAUUACACUACAAACAAUAUCUGGUUUCAUUACCUGGAACUAAUUCAGUCCUGUCGUCCUUCCUGCCAAUAAUUAAAGCGAUUGCAGGCCUUACUUUGUCGUUCACAAGGGAAGAUGCUACAUAAUUAAAAUGGCCUAUUCAUCAUAUUUUAUCCGAAUUCAGUCCAAGUUCAUGGGAGUUUUUCUCUCACCAGAACAUCAUACAAGCUAGGGCGUUCUUCCUGCUAUUAGAUGAUAUAUACACACUUAUUACGAUAGAAUGUGAUUAACAUUACUGCUUGAUCAAAUAUAAGAAUACUAUUACGAAUUAUCUCUAAAACCAUACAUGAACAGAGUAAUAAAAAAUAAUGCUGACGUAUGAAUAGCAGUGAAUAUUUCACUUAAAAUCACAAUUGGUAGGCUAACAAAGAUUGGAAAACGACAACCAUAACGUGAAUGUAAAUGACAUCCAAGGGUUGAAUACUGAGGCACAGUGUUAUUUACCAGAAGGUCAGUAAGAUGCGAUUCCGAAAGAAAAGAAUAAUCUAAUUCAGUCAGUACCACAUUUAUCAAUAAACUGUUUUACGGAAAAGAAUAAUCCAAUUCAGUCAGUACCACAUUUUUCAAUAAACUGUUUUAUAGAUUUAAAGAUUCCUUUACGCAUCUCUAUCUCUCUUAACGGCGAGGACAUGAUAAUAAAUCAGUAAAAGAUCAAUGGUAAAAAAAAUCUAUAUCAAAUUACUAUGUCACCAAAGACCAAAGGAUCCAAGUCGUCUACUUCUCUGGAUUACUGCCAGUAUUUCAAAAUGUGUUGGCCAUUUUACAAAGGUCGACGGAGAUACUUAUCACUGUAACAUAAAAGGCAAGGACAUUGUUAUCUAGAGAUCAAAUAAUGCGAUUAUAAAAUUAUGCAAACGUUAGGUCUUAUUACCAAACGAUAACUACUCAGAUCCUGCGACUCAGGAGAGAGUUGAUUGGAAGUCAGCAAUGUUAGUAAGCUUCAUGACUUACUUCAAAUUUAUGAAAAAAAUAAGAGAUUUUUUAGCAACGGACAAAAGUGUAACUUUUGUUAUUUACAGGAAGUAUCACGAUUAACAUUCAAGGGCUGUCAAAAACAGGAGAGAAAAGUUUUCUAUUGUUUAACAAUAAAUGAAUAAAUCAAUUAUUCAUAUUCCACGUUCGCUAUUUUGACAUAGCAUGAACAGAUGAAACAUUGUAUGGAUGGCCUGUAUAUUACUUGGAGUUUCUAAUCUUAUGUGCAAUUCUCUGUCCCCAUUUUUGCAAGGUUAUAUCUUGUUAUUUACUCUUUAGAAUGAGAUUUGUCUUAUCAAGAUUUAUUACUGCGGUUACCGCUGUGGAGGUGUGCAGUGCAUUCGGAGUCACUUGUAUAUAAGCAACAUUAUAAGCGCUAGACUGUUUUAAAAAUUAGUGAUAAACUCUUCCCAAAUAUAUAGUAUUUUGCUGAACAAUCAUGUAUUUAGAAAACUAAUUAUAAAAGCCAAAGGCCUCUAUUUGUGUAACCAUGUGUGUCCUGGAACGAGGUAUCCGGAGCGCUGGACAGUAGGACCAAUCGCUAUUACCUGUAAAUAGGCAACAUUUCAAUUUUCCCUGUCCGGUUCAAAACAGGUCGGCGAAUCUGUUGUGGUAAUCCCCAGAGAUAUGUUUGACAAUGGUGAAGGAAAAACAACUCUUCUUCUCUUUUUAUUGUCAGGAGUAAUCAUGGAAACAUGACAAGCAUUAUAAACAUUUUCUGUCAUUAUCCGUCUUCAAAAACUCUCACACAUGGACGAUGUCCAAUUCAAAUAUUUCAAAGGACAUCUUAUAUCAGUUAAAUCGUGCAUCACUGACCACGACGAGUCUCUAUAUUGGAACCGAAUAAAGUUAUCUGAUAACUGAAGUCAGUUUUGUCAGAAACCAUCUAAUGUUUCUGCACUAUUCCAAAGGUGCAGUUAUUCCAACACUUUUUUUUUUUUUUAAUCGGUGGCUUGAAAUAAAAAAUUAUGUGUGUGUCAUGUAAAUAGACUUCAAACUUCAAAUCAUAACCGAGUCCGUACUAAAUUUCAAGUUCACCUCCAUGAGUUACUCAAGUGUAUAAAUGACCCAGUCCGAUCUGCUUUUGUCCACUUUGUAAUAUAUAGGUAUACUCUGUGAAAUAGAGCCUCAUAUGCGGUCCCGGGAAUAACCCGUAAAUGAUCAGCGAUUUGGUAAGACGAGGAAGGUAAACAUAUGUUUAUUUUCGCAUGCAUUCGUUUG